AUGCCUCCAGAAAAAAAUUUGCCGGGGACAAAUAUUAAAGUUCCUCAUGUGUUAAUUGGCGACGAAGCAUAUCCGUUAAAGCCAUACUUAAUGCGUCCAUUUCCUUCUCGAGGUUUAAAUGCAGCUACAGAAAAUUUUAACGAUAAUUUAUCGAGAGCACGCAAAUGCAUUGAGUGCACUUUUGGUAUACUUCGGGCUAAAUGGAGACUACUUGGAAAAGACAUAGAAGUCAGCUCAAAGAAAGCUAUUAUCAUUAUAAAAUGUAUGUGUAUAUUACACAAUAUUAUCAGGGAAAAAGAUGGAAAUAGUGAUUUAGAUUACUGCAACAUUAUGCUUGGCACAGAAAAUACUUGGGAAAAUGAAACAAUGGUUCAACGAGCGAGAGGCGCAAAUGCUCUUCAAAGAGCCAAAGACAUAAGAAAUGCGUUCGUAGAUUAUUUUUUAAUAUAA
This is a messenger RNA of Macrosiphum euphorbiae (potato aphid), 450 nucleotides long. Lineage: Eukaryota; Metazoa; Arthropoda; Insecta; Hemiptera; Aphididae. The record is from the annotation of a GenBank genome assembly.